AUGCUUGUAUAUAAAACUAAUGGCUACACUACAUCCACGUUUGCAUAUAAGACUAAUAAUUGCGUAACAUCUACGUUUGGAUAUAGGACUAAUGGCUGGGCAGUCUCCAUGCUUUUAUAUAAAACUAAUGGCUACGCAACGUCCACGUUUGCAUAUAGGACUAAAAAUUGCGCAGCAUCUACAUUUGGAUAUAGGACUAAUGGCUGGGCAGUAUUCAUGCUUGUAUAUAAAACUAAUGGCUACGCAACAUCCACGUUUGCAUAUAGGACUAAUAAUUGCGCAGCAUCUACGUUUGGAUAUAGGACUAACAGUUGGGCAGUAUCCAUGCUUGUAUAUAAAACUAAUGGCUACACUACAUCCACGUUUGCAUAUAAGACUAAUAAUUGCGUAACAUCUACGUUUGGAUAUAGGACUAAUGGCUGGGCAGUCUCCAUGCUUUUAUAUAAAACUAAUGGCUACGCAACGUCCACGUUUGCAUAUAGGACUAAAAAUUGCGCAGCAUCUACAUUUGGAUAUAGGACUAAUGGCUGGGCAGUAUUCAUGCUUGUAUAUAAAACUAAUGGCUGCGCAACAUCCACGUUUGCAUAUAGGACUAAUAAUUGCGUAACAUCUACGUUUGGAUAUAGGACUAACAGUUGGGCAGUAUCCAUGCUUGUAUAUAAAACUAAUGGCUACACUACAUCCACGUUUGCAUAUAAGACUAAUAAUUGCGUAACAUCUACGUUUGGAUAUAGGACUAAUGGCUGGGCAGUCUCCAUGCUUUUAUAUAAAACUAAUGGCUACGCAACGUCCACGUUUGCAUAUAGGACUAAAAAUUGCGCAGCAUCUACAUUUGGAUAUAGGACUAAUGGCUGGGCAGUAUUCAUGCUUGUAUAUAAAACUAAUGGCUACGCAACAUCCACGUUUGCAUAUAGGACUAAUAAUUGCGCAGCAUCUACGCUUUGA
This is a messenger RNA of Argiope bruennichi, 945 nucleotides long. Its product is annotated as prisilkin-39-like. Lineage: Eukaryota; Metazoa; Arthropoda; Arachnida; Araneae; Araneidae. The record is from RefSeq and is a predicted model, not a curated record. The transcript has a single exon. The coding region runs from base 1 to 945 and encodes 314 amino acids.